This is a messenger RNA of Tauraco erythrolophus (red-crested turaco), 1309 nucleotides long. The record is from RefSeq and is a predicted model, not a curated record. NCBI's taxonomy places the organism in Eukaryota, Metazoa, Chordata, Aves, Musophagiformes, Musophagidae.
UGUUCAUGGGGUCGUCUUCAAUGCCAUUUACCACACAACCAUCAACUCAUUUUCAAGGCUUUCCAGCCAUGGGAGUUCCUGUGCCUGCAGCAACUGGGAUGAUGGGGAACAUGAUGGGACAAUCGGUGCCGGUCAUGGGACAGAGCACAGGCGUGAUGGUAGGAAUGGGAAUGCCCAAUGGAUUUACUGGUACUGCACAAACUGGUGUGAUGGGACUUCCUCAAAAUGUCGUUGGACCUCAAGGAGGAAUGGUGGGACAGAUGGUCACGCCACAAAAUAAGUAUGGAUUGCAACAAAACCAACAAGCUCAAUGGAACCUCCCUCAGAUGAAUCAGCAAAUGGCUGGGAUGAAUCUCAGCAGUUCCAGCAACGUGAUGGGCUUUGGGCAGCCCCCCAGCACAGCGGCAGGAUGGACUGGAAGCUCGUCUGGUCAGACUCUCAGCACACAACUGUGGAAAUGAAAGUUGCAAUAGCAGCCUCUCCCAGAACAGCCACCUGACAUUCCUUGUUCAAACGCAUUUACUUUUGCUGUUCCUUCCAUGUACAUAUUCUUUUUCUUUUUCCCCAGCUGUUCAGAUUAAGAAUAUAACUGACUGACCGUGUUGUGGUCUAUAUUGAUUUAAACUUGAUGUAGUGAAAAGCAGAUCAAGAAUCCAUUUAUACAUCAUUGGCAGCGUUUUCAUACAACACAUGAUUUCAUAGACCGUAUAUUUAAGAAGCUGCUUAACCACAUACUGAUUUUUUUCCCCUGGAAAUUCUAGAUCAAAUGUUUGCAUAUAAGGGAUGUAGCUAUCAUGUUAGUAAUAUCCAAAAAUAUGAACCCUGACCCCCCAAAAUUACCCAGUAAUCCUGUAGAAGGUACUGUAUGAACAAAUGUUUAAUCAUAUAUAAAUAGAAUGUAAAUGUAUCACUGAGCAAUGUUUUCUAGUGUAUCAGACAAAUUUUGUUUCAUCAUACAUUUCACUGUGAUGUUAUUAUGGUGUGCAUAACAGGGAAUAUGGUUAUUGAAAGAAAGAUAAACCUGGAUGUUGCUGUACUUCUGCAAAUCGAUAGUUUAUUCUUUUAAAAAUGAGUGUUUGAUCCAUUUGAGUUUCCUGUGAUGAAGUAUCCAAUCUGGCUCACGAGGCACAUACACAGUAUUAGUGCUGAGAACUGGUGGCACAAUAUGCAUACAAGGUGACUCGGUGUGAACAGAUAUAUUUUUCCUUGCAGAGAUAUCCAGGUUUAUGACAGUGAUUGUGUUUACAUUUUAUGGUGCCUCGUAAUGAUAAAAUGUUAUUUCCCUAUAUUAAAAGGAUAAAUCCAUAAA